UCGAAUAGUGUCAAGAUGAGGAUUUUCAUCGUACUUUGCUUGGUGGCGGCUGCGGCUCAUUGUCAGGUGACUAAAGUGGAUUGGCAUACCGUCAGCCCCAUCGAAGUCUUUCCGAAAGACUACAACUUAGAUCGUUGGGCCAAGAUACUCGAGGAUGCAGAGCGCGUAAAUCCGACGCGUAUCGUUGGAGGAGAAGAAGCUACGCCUGGACAAUUCCCGUAUCAAAUUGGCCUUCUUUCCACCAAUGCCGCGGGUUCGACCGGAUUCUGCGGUGGUUCGAUCCUAAAUGAAAAUUGGGUACUAACCGCUGCUCAUUGCGUCGAUGUUGCGGUAUCCGUAGAAGUUAUUGUCGCUGCUCACAACAUCAAUGAACCCGAAGAAGGACAAUACAGAGUUCCAGCCCAAAAAAUCGUCGUUCACGAGAAUUGGGACACAGCGACCAUUAGAAAUGACUUGGCAGUGCUUCGGCUCGCCUUUCCUAUCGAAUACUCCAACCGUGUCCAACCAAUUCGUCUGCCAAGUCGGUCACAGGUUGGGCAAACAUUCGCUGGUGAAACGGGGAUCGUAUCCGGUUGGGGAAGGGAUUCCGAUUCGUCCAACAGCGUCAGUCCCGUUCUUCGCUGGACGCAGAAUCCCAUCACCACAAAUCUUGCGUGCAGCAUAUAUUACUUUUUCCAAAUCAACAGCGCUCAAAUAUGCUUGUCUGGAGAGGGAGGCCGCUCUUCGUGCAACGGCGACUCUGGAGGUCCCUUGGUGAUUGUUGAAGACGAUGGCAUCGCGACCCAAGUCGGUGCUGUGUCCUUCGGGAUCGCGCUUGGAUGUUCUGUUGGAUGGCCUGGUGUUUACGUUCGUCUUACAGACUACUUAGACUGGAUCGUGGAACACACCGAUAAUGAAAUCUUCAUCAGAGAUUACGUGCCGUUCUUUGACGUAUUACUACGAAAAAGUGACUGCACAAUGAAGGUCCUCGUAGCGCUUUGCUUUGUCGCAGCUGUGGCUCAGGCCUACGACAUAGACUGGAGCCAAGUCAGCCCCAUCGAAGUAUUCCCCCCAGACUACGAGGGUUUUCUCAUCAAAAAACUCAAGAAUGUGACACCCUUGGACGCGAGCCGUAUCGUAGGGGGCGAAGUGGCCACCCGUGGACAGUUCCCUUACCAAGUUGCUGUGCUUUCCACCAAUGCAGCGGGUGCGACCGGAUUCUGCGGUGGUUCGAUCCUCAAUGAAAAUUGGAUUCUUACUGCCGCUCAUUGCGUCGAUGUUGCGGUGUCCGUGGAAGUUGUUUUCGCAGCCCAAAACAUCAAUGAGGAUGAAGAUGGACAGUUCAGCCGCACGUCCACCGAUAUCAUUGUUCACGAGAGUUGGGAUGCUGCGAACAUCAGAAAUGACCUCGCUCUGAUCAAGCUUGCCGAGGCCAUUGAAUACUCCGACCUCGUUCAGCCAACUCGGCUGCCAAGUCGCUCCCAGGUCAGCGAAACCUUCGCUGGGCUGACCGGAACUGUAUCUGGUUGGGGACGCGAUUCCGACUCAUCGAACAGCGUGAGUUCCGUUCUUCGUUGGACCUCAAACCCCAUCCUGACAUACUCCGCUUGCCGUUCGUGGUACUGGAGCUUGGUCAACACUGACCAGAUUUGUCUGUCUGGUAGCGGAGGCCGCUCUUCAUGCAACGGAGACUCUGGCGGUCCGUUGGUCGUCACUGACACAGAUGGUGAAAUAACCCAGGUUGGUGUUGUUUCCUUCGGAAUAUCUCUUGGUUGCGCUGUUGGAUGGCCCGGAGUUUACGUACGUCUGACCGAUUUCUUGGACUGGAUCGAAACCAACACUGGCGGAGAUAUCGUUAUCAGCAAUUAAUCGCAUGACUGAUAUUACGCAUUCCACCGUUAUAACGUCAAAUGUACCACGGAUGUAAUAAUUGGAAUAAAUGAAUCAAAACUUA
This is a messenger RNA of Neodiprion fabricii, 1933 nucleotides long. RefSeq lists its product as uncharacterized. Gene Ontology annotation, molecular function: serine-type endopeptidase activity. The record is from RefSeq and is a predicted model, not a curated record. The transcript has 12 exons. Gene Ontology annotation, biological process: proteolysis. Bases 16 to 1848 code for a protein of 610 amino acids. NCBI's taxonomy places the organism in Eukaryota, Metazoa, Arthropoda, Insecta, Hymenoptera, Diprionidae.